CAUGCAGUGGUAUCUUGCACUACUGCUCUUUGCAAUUGCACUACUCUGUGACAGUACGUUUAGCCAGCUAGGCAGUGGCAAUAUAACUGCAUUGAACACAAGGACUUUUGUGAAAAAAGAUUGUGAUGGAAUCAAAACAUACAUAUGCGAUUCUUGCACAUCACGAAGACCAUGUUUUGGUACUCAGGAAAUUGAAACCACCUUUACAUGUGGUACAGGACUGUUCUGCAUAGAGGGUACGGCAGCUGAUCGCUGCGGUCCGACACCAUCGGAAGCUUGUAUAACAUCAUCCGCGAGCUCAUCCUUCACAUGCACUGCUACAGGGCUUUUUCCAGAUCCUAACAAUUGCAACUACUACCAUGUGUGCCUAGCGAUUAGCGAAGCAUCCACCGUAUACAGAUGCCCGCCUGGAUACGUUUUUGACGUAGUGACUUCCUCCUGUAUUCGUCAACUGUCGGCAGCUAAUUGCGUUACUGUAACCUGUCCUGUUGGAGCUCCUCGCUACGUUCUCUACGGCACAAGUCGAGUAUAUUACGCCGUGUGUAACGGUGCCAGCCUACCUACUCAGGUAUUAAGGUGUCCGAACGGUGCACUAUUCACGUUCUUUUCAUCGAGUACACUUUUCGGUGAAUGUGUGUACACAUGCUCAGGACAGGGUAAUUAUGCUAACAGUAAUAAUCCUGCUUCUUAUUUCCAAUGCUACAUUUCAAACGGUCGCAUAGUGUACAACGAACUCGAUUGCCCAUCAGGCACCAUAUUUAAUCAAACCUUGCGAUAUUGCACAAGGCAGUAAAAUUGUUUCCUUGACUGUUUUAGUUCUGGCAACAGAAAUGCCGCUAAUGCUGCGUUAAUGUGAUGCGACGGUGAUUGUAAUGUAAGAUAAAUAUGUUUCUGUUUUGAAUAACUGUGAAUAAAGUUAUUCGUGGUUGUGUCCAUCUCUUCCACCAUAAAUCCUCCAUGUAUUUGUACACAAUAUGUCCUCUAAGACUAUAAUAAAAUAAACGUAAGAUACUAAUCUAGAGCUAGUAUAAUAAUCUCCCUUUUUUAAGCGAAAUAAAUAACCAAAUACUAGUUUUA
Messenger RNA from Anopheles moucheti, 1077 nucleotides. RefSeq lists its product as uncharacterized. The record is from RefSeq and is a predicted model, not a curated record. Gene Ontology annotation, molecular function: chitin binding. Gene Ontology annotation, cellular component: extracellular region. NCBI's taxonomy places the organism in Eukaryota, Metazoa, Arthropoda, Insecta, Diptera, Culicidae. The transcript is spliced from 2 exons. Bases 2 to 793 code for a protein of 263 amino acids.